Molecule: messenger RNA, 536 nt
Organism: Drosophila sechellia
Lineage: Eukaryota; Metazoa; Arthropoda; Insecta; Diptera; Drosophilidae
Exons: 1
Coding region: 125-424 (99 amino acids)
Source: RefSeq, a predicted model, not a curated record
UGGAGUGUUGCCACUACGAUCGAAAUGCGGUCACACUAGACAGCUGAUUUUCGCAACUGGAAGAUUUGUUUUGUUGGCAAAUGUUCCAUUUGCCGGCUUAUCCAGCACAUACAGCAGUCUCAACAUGAAGGAAAGCUGCAUUAGCGUCAACAGACGGGAGCAGCUCGGCUGGGAACAUGGCGAACGAUGCGGCACGCUGUUCCUUGAAUGUGUCUACAGGAACUCGUCCAUGUACUCUGUUCUGGGCGAUCUGAUCGCAUACGUGCUGCUCCUGGGGGCUACGUUCUACGCAAUAGCUUUCGGCUUCCGACUGUUGAUGUCCUGCGUACGAGUGGUCUUCAAAUUGGUUAUCGCCCUCCUCGUCUUUCGAUUGCUGCUAAGUUUGGGCACCGUCGACCGCACAUCUGUUAGUUAUUCCGAAUGAAGUGACCAAUCUGGCGGAUGCCAUUGUGAGCGCGCUCAUGGAGGUCGCCACUACAUUAAACUACAUUAACUAAAUCAAAUGUAAAUUCCAAAUUAAAGAAUACUGUAAAUUA